Seriola dumerili (greater amberjack) is the source of this 1227-nucleotide messenger RNA. It is a transcript of the gene ckmb, whose product is annotated as creatine kinase M-type-like. Lineage: Eukaryota; Metazoa; Chordata; Actinopteri; Carangiformes; Carangidae. The transcript is spliced from 9 exons. Bases 85 to 1227 code for a protein of 380 amino acids. Gene Ontology annotation, molecular function: creatine kinase activity. Gene Ontology annotation, biological process: phosphocreatine biosynthetic process. The record is from RefSeq and is a predicted model, not a curated record.
CCCUACAUUUGGUGGACAGGAUCUGAUCCCGGGAUCUGUUACCUCUUUCUUUUCUCCUAAGCAGACGGAGUAAGAAUUGCAGCCAUGGCAAAGAACUGCCACAACGACUACAAGAUGAAGUUCUCCCUGGACGAUGAGUUCCCUGAUCUGUCCCUGCACAACAACCACAUGGCCAAGGUGCUGACCAAGGACAUCUACGGCAAGCUCAGGAGCAAGUCCACCCCCAGCGGCUUCACCCUGGAUGACGUCAUCCAGACCGGUGUUGACAACCCUGGCCACCCCUUCAUCAUGACCGUGGGCUGCGUUGCUGGUGAUGAGGAGUCCUACGAGGUCUUCAAGGAUCUGCUGGACCCCAUCAUCUCCGACCGUCAUGGUGGAUACAAACCCACCGACAAGCACAAGACCGACCUGAACUUCGAGAACCUGAAGGGUGGUGAUGACCUGGACCCCAACUACGUGCUGUCCAGCCGUGUCCGUACCGGCCGCAGCAUCAAGGGAUUCACCCUGCCCCCCCACAACAGCCGUGGAGAGCGCAGAGCCAUUGAGAAGCUGUCCAUUGAGGCUCUGGCCAGCCUGGAGGGUGAGUUCAAGGGAAAGUACUACCCCCUUGAGGGUAUGACCGACGCUGAGCAGGAGCAGCUGAUCGCUGAUCACUUCCUGUUUGACAAGCCCGUGUCCCCCCUGCUGACCUGCGCUGGUAUGGCCCGUGACUGGCCCGACGGCAGAGGCAUCUGGCACAAUGACAACAAGACCUUCCUUGUCUGGGUGAACGAGGAAGAUCACCUGCGUGUCAUCUCCAUGCAGAAGGGAGGCAACAUGAAGGAGGUCUUCAAGCGCUUCUGCACUGGCCUGCAGAAGAUUGAGGCUAUCUUCAAGAAGCACAACCACGGAUUCAUGUGGAACGAGCAUCUGGGCUACAUCCUGACCUGCCCCUCCAACCUGGGAACUGGCCUGCGUGGUGGCGUGCACGUCAAGCUGGCCAAGCUCAGCACACAUCCCAAGUUCGAGGAGAUCCUGACCAGGCUGCGUCUGCAGAAGCGUGGCACAGGUGGUGUGGACACAGCCUCCGUGGGUGGUGUGUUCGACAUCUCCAACGCUGACCGUCUGGGCUCCUCCGAGGUGGACCAGGUCCAGCUGGUGGUUGACGGUGUCAAGCUGAUGGUUGAGAUGGAGAAGAAGCUGGAGAAGGGAGAGUCCAUUGAUGGCAUGAUCCCCGCCCAGAAGUAA